UAAUUAUUGCAAAUGACUUUGAAACCGAAAUACGUCUACAUAUAAAACGAAAUUCUCCAGAUAACCAAUUCGUUUUUACAAGCUCCAUGGUAAACACAAUGACCUCAAAUUUAACAAAUUGGCGACAAUCAGCCACAGUAAUAAUUGCGGCAAAAACGUUUGUGACUUCCACCUCGAGAUGCGACUACAAAAUAUUAAUGGUAAAACGGAGCAGAAAAUCGUCGGUCCUACCAAAUGCGACAGUCUUUCCAGGCGGUGCGGUUGACAAAUCGGACACUUCUAAAAAUUGGCUAAAAUUGUACGAGAAAUUUGGUUUCAAAUCAGAAUGGCUGGAUUCGUUAAAUUCUAAUAUUGACAUUUCCUUACUUUUCAAAAGUGACGACGAGAAUGAAAUACCUAAAAGUAUCUCUUUACGAAUUGCUGCAAUUCGAGAAACGUUCGAAGAGACUGGUAUAUUAAUGUGCAAAAACAUAAAGAAUAUUUCCGAGGAAACGUCGUCUUGGGCUGACUACAUAACAUCAGAAGAGAUACAAAAGUGGCAAACCAAAGUUAACAAAAACCCGAAUGAGUUUAUGAAGCUAUGCUUGCAUUUCGAAAUAUUUCCAGAUCUUUGGUCUCUGUAUGACUGGAAUAAUUGGGCUACCCCUAGUGUGGUGCGAGCGAAAUUUAAUGUGAUGUUCUUUAUAGCAAUCUUUCAAAGCAAACCACCGGCAUUUGCUGAUAAUGGUGAAAUAUCAGACGUGCAAUGGAACUCUCCCUCACAAUAUUUGGAUAUAUGGAAGGCGGAAAAGCUCUCAGUGACUUUACCACAAUUUUACGAAAUUUCGCGAUUAAAUACCUUUACAAAUAUUAACGAUAUCCAAAAGUUUUGCAAGGAAUGCAGUAAGAGAGGUUUGGAAAGGUAUAUGCCAUGCAUUAUAAGAACUAACACCUCUGGCACAUUCUUUCUACUACCAGGUGACGAUCUGUACUCAAAGUACCUAGAUCUGUCUAAAGAGGAUGUUGACUAUUUAGAAGAAAUGCCUGAUAGUGAUGUGCAGCACAGAGUUCAAACGUUACCUACUGGUGAAAGUAGAGUAAUAAUAAAAAACUUUUCACCUCCAUAUCAUGUUGCUCCAAUAAGUAGCAAAUUGUAAAUACAUAUUGAACAAUAACAAUAUAUAAUUAAUAGUAUUUAUAUUUUUUAGAAUGUCAAUAAACACACAGCCACUUAA
This is a messenger RNA of Photinus pyralis (common eastern firefly), 1214 nucleotides long. Its product is annotated as nucleoside diphosphate-linked moiety X motif 19-like. NCBI's taxonomy places the organism in Eukaryota, Metazoa, Arthropoda, Insecta, Coleoptera, Lampyridae. Gene Ontology annotation, cellular component: mitochondrion. Gene Ontology annotation, molecular function: hydrolase activity, acting on acid anhydrides, in phosphorus-containing anhydrides. The transcript has 3 exons. The record is from RefSeq and is a predicted model, not a curated record. The coding region runs from base 87 to 1136 and encodes 349 amino acids.